This is a messenger RNA of Paramisgurnus dabryanus, 660 nucleotides long. Lineage: Eukaryota; Metazoa; Chordata; Actinopteri; Cypriniformes; Cobitidae. The record is from RefSeq and is a predicted model, not a curated record.
AAAAUAUAAAAGAUAGGACUCUUCAUUGACUCUUACAAAAUCUACACUGAAGUUCUGAAAGCGAAGAUUUGACAAAAAGAUUCAUCAUGGCCGUCAUGAGAGCUCUUGUGCUUCUUUUCUUGGUCUUUUCUGUUGAGAGUGCACCAGCUCAGCACUGCCCUCAUGGAUGGACACCUUUUGGUGUGCAAUGCUACAAAUUCUUCCCUGCGUCUGUUGACUGGACCACAGCUGAGAAAAACUGUCAAUCCCUUGAUGCAAAUCUUGCAUCUGUGCGCAAUACAGUGGAAAACAACUUUCUCCUGAGUCUGAUUGUGUCUCCUAUCUCAGUUUCUUGGAUUGGUGGCCAUGAUGCUGAAGUGGCUGGACAAUGGCUGUGGACUGAUGGAUCUCAAUUUGACUUUACCACCUGGUGCACUGGAGAACCUAACAAUUAUGGUAGUAAAGAGUACUGCCUGCAAAUGAACACUAACCAUUGCUGGAAUGAUGCACCCUGUUCAACCACAUUAAGCUACAUUUGUGCCAAACCUGUGAGCUCAUGAAAAAUCAAUCUGUUUCAAAAGUACUAUUGUACUGCAUGCCUAUAAAUUAUCCUUAAAACCCAGUAUCUUACUGAACCUUUUUGAAAACUUCUCAAAUCAAUAAAAACAUUUAUAAAGCAAA